Odontomachus brunneus is the source of this 6609-nucleotide messenger RNA. RefSeq names its product potassium voltage-gated channel protein Shab (gene Shab). Gene Ontology annotation, cellular component: membrane; voltage-gated potassium channel complex. Lineage: Eukaryota; Metazoa; Arthropoda; Insecta; Hymenoptera; Formicidae. The record is from RefSeq and is a predicted model, not a curated record. The transcript is spliced from 9 exons. Gene Ontology annotation, molecular function: delayed rectifier potassium channel activity; protein binding. The coding region runs from base 30 to 3878 and encodes 1282 amino acids. Gene Ontology annotation, biological process: potassium ion transmembrane transport; protein homooligomerization.
CUUGAAGCCGCCGUAACUCGGCGCGUCCGAUGCUGAACGAGAAACGGCUCCAAGAUCACACACUGGCGGACGGGGAACGUAAUGGUAGCGCCGUGGUCGCUGGCCCGGCGCUCUCAUCGUCGUCGCCGUCGUGCAUGGUGCCCUACAUCGGCACCGACCAGGGCUACGUGUUCGAGGGUGGCGGCACGACGACGUUGCAGCAGCUCGGUGCAGUCGGUGCUACCGCGACCGGCUGCACCGGUGGCGGAGGAGGUUUUGGAUUCGGUGCGUCGACGGGUAGCUCGGGGGGUGGGUUGGGCGGAGGGAUGGGACUCGGAGGAGUCGGUACCGGAGGAGCCGCGGGGAUUGCGGGUAUGGGUGGUGGAGGAGGAGGAGGAGGUGGUGCUGGAGGAGCGGGAGGGGGUGGAAGUGGUGCAGGAGGAGGAAGCGCGAACAAGGAGGUCCGUUACGUGCUCUCGUCGUCUGUAGGACCGGUCGGUACCGUGGUGCCGGUAAACCUGCCGUCUCUACCGCCGCCGCCGCCGCCGCCGCCGCCACCGCCGCCGCCGCCGCCCCUGCCGCUGCAGAUGCAGCAGCAGCGUGCCUUCUCGAGGUCGAUGACGUCCCUACCGCCCGAGCCGUUCAUGAUCAUGCGGUCGAAGGCGCUGAACCGGCGCGUCUCGAUCAACGUUGGCGGCGUCAAGCACGAGGUGCUCUGGCGCACCCUCGAGCGUCUGCCGCACACGCGCCUAGGCCGGCUGCGGGACUGCAACACCCACGAGGCGAUCACCGAACUCUGCGACGACUAUUCUCUGAUCGACAACGAGUACUUCUUCGAUCGUCACCCCAAAUCCUUCAGCUCGAUCCUCAACUUCUAUCGCACCGGCAAGCUCCACCUGGUGGACGAGAUGUGCGUGUUGGCGUUCAGCGACGACCUCGAGUAUUGGGGUGUCGACGAGCUCUACCUCGAGAGCUGCUGCCAGCAUAAGUACCACCAGCGCAAGGAGAACGUGCACGAGGAGAUGCGCAAGGAAGCGGAGUCGCUGAGACAGCGCGAGGAGGAGGAGUUCGGCGAGGGACAAUGCGCCCAGUACCAGAAAUGGCUCUGGGACCUCCUGGAGAAACCCACCACGUCCAUCGGUGCAAGGGUGAUAGCUGUGAUAUCAAUACUCUUUAUUGUGCUUUCGACGAUCGCACUAACUCUCAACACCAUUCCUAGUAUGCAAGUGAAUGAUGAGAAGGGGAACUUAGACAAUCCGCAGCUCGCUAUGGUGGAGGCCGUGUGCAUCACGUGGUUCACCCUCGAGUACAUGCUUAGGUUCAGUGCCUCGCCGGACAAGUGGAAGUUCUUCAAGGGCGGUCUUAACGUGAUCGAUCUGUUGGCGAUACUGCCGUACUUCGUAUCUCUGUUCCUGGUCGAGACGAACAAGAACGCGACCGACCAGUUCCAGGACGUGCGCAGGGUAGUGCAGAUCUUUCGUAUAAUGCGGAUCCUGAGGAUCCUGAAGCUGGCCCGCCACUCGACCGGGCUGCAGAGCCUCGGCUUCACCCUACGUAACUCGUACAAGGAGCUGGGCCUGCUGAUGCUCUUCCUGGCGAUGGGUGUCCUCAUAUUCUCGAGCCUCGCCUACUUCGCCGAGAAGGAGGAGCCCGGGACCAAAUUCAUAAGCAUUCCAGAGACCUUCUGGUGGGCGGGCAUCACUAUGACCACCGUCGGAUACGGCGACAUCUACCCCACGACCCCGCUCGGCAAGGUGAUCGGCAGUGUGUGUUGUAUAUGUGGUGUCCUGGUAAUCGCGUUGCCCAUUCCCAUUAUCGUCAACAACUUCGCCGAAUUCUACAAGAAUCAGAUGAGACGAGAGAAGGCUCUCAAGAGGCGGGAGGCCCUCGAGAGGGCCAAGCGGGAGGGCAGCAUCGUGUCCUUUCAUCACAUCAACCUGAGGGACGCCUUCGCCAAGAGCAUGGAUCUCAUCGACGUCAUCGUCGACACCGGUCACAACAUAUCCGGUGUAGACGGCAAUAGCACGGAAGGAGAUUCCGCGUGCGGCCGCGGGCCCACACAAACCGGGGCUGGUUGUUACCGCAAUUACGAACAUUACAGCACCCUGCGGCACCGGCGCAGCGCGUCGAACGCCUGCUUCUCGAAUCUACCCGCCGACCUGCCUACCACGCCUGACAGUCCGAAUCGCCGGCUCCUCGACUUCGCCCAGAGUGUGCCGGGUACCCAAAAUGACGAUUAUUACCAGGACGAGGUGCCAGCCCAACAUGCCAAUCAGGGCAACACGACACCCAGCGAUGAAGAGAAAAAAGACAGCAGAAAAUUCGAGAAAAUUGAUGAAAUACCUAGCGAAUUCGAGUGUUGCUUUUGUACCACGAAGGAAUACAAAGACUUCAGGGACGCGGAGAACAUAAUGCCACUGGCCACCAGCGACUUUCGUAAUCCAGUAUGUCAGGAAAUGAGGUCCCUCAGGUUCAACGCAAUUGGCGGCGGCGGCGGUGGCGGUGGUAGCGGCGGUGGCAGCGGUGGCGGAGGCAGCGCAGGUGGUGGAGCGGCAGGUGGAGGAACAGGAGGAGCGGGAGGCGUUGGUGGCGGAGGUAGUGGCGCGGAACAAUUAGGUUUAUCGUUGGUGGAGUCGAGGACGUCGCCGAUUCAGCCGCCGGAGACACUGAGCUACGCGAGGACCUACAACGAGCAGGGCAGCUACACGAAGGCGGCGUACAACGAGCAGGGAAGCGUCGACAGUUCGGACACGUACGCGAGCUGUCAGACGCAUCCGUCCCAUUCGCAGGGCGAUCUGACCGAGGAAGCGGACAGCAAUCUUUACGUGAAUCCAUUGGAGGCGACGGAGAAGUGCAGGACUGCGCGAGUGAAAAAGUCCAUCUCCGGCGAAGUCGGCCGCAGCGUCACCACCGACGUAUCGCCCAGCAUCGAAUCCCUGAAAGAAAUCCGGCCUUCUAACGAGGUCAGCAAAGUCACCCUGAACGACGCCAUACCUAAGCAUAGGAAAAUAAGGAUCCAACAGAGCGCAAAGCUACGGACGCAAUACGUCAGCGACCAGGACAGCGCAGUAUUGGUGCGCGGUAUUCUGAAAGAUGACACCACGGAGGACAAUAACAACCAUUACGGAGGACUGCGCGGCGGCAGACCUUCCGCGUACGCGCCGACGAAUAGCCUGGCAUCCGCCACGCGCAUCAUCAAUCAUCACUUGUUCGGAUCCAUCGGCAGGCCCAAGCAUCACGCGGGAACAAGCGGCGACAGCAAGCUUUCGCUAUCGGCGGACUCGAUAGACAGCGAGGGCGCGCCGUUCAUGGAUCGCUACCGAGUAUCGAAAUCGAUCCUGAAGAAGUCCGACAGCGGCAAUAAUUACUAUAGCAACACCGGCGAUUCGGACACCGAGAAGCUCAUCACGGACAGCAUGUCUACGACGAGCGUAUGCGACAACGAGACAAGCAUAUGCGACGCCUUCGUCAACGCAAACGGCACGCGCGUGCGGAAGCGCCCGGUAUCGCCGUUGCUCUCGCGACAAGUCCUCGAAUCGAUAUUCCGCACCAACAAUAACACCGAGAGAGAGAACACGAGCGACGAGGGUGUCGCGAAGACAUCAAAGAUCCUGUUUGGUGACGUUGCUGAAGAAGAGAAACACGCGCGCGACGAAGUGGUGGUGGAGAAACAGAAUAAGGAGCCGCCGGAGGAACAGCCGCGACGGCCAAAGGUGCGCAUGCAAGAGGAGCCUAAAGACAGUCAAGCCACAUUAAUAUUACGUUCGUACAAAACAAAGAAGUCCACGUCGGACGAAAGGAGGAAAACUGGCGGCAAGUCUUCAAGCGCGCACGGCUGCACGACUUACAAGAGUUCGGACGCGCAUUGCUUGCCGCAGCAGUAUCGUUUCUCGUCGUAGUGUUUCUCUUCCUCCGCUUCAGCAGCAACAGCCAACAGCACUCUCCUUUGCUAUUACGCGCUCUGUUACGAGCACAGUCGCACGUCGUCGUCGAUCGAUCAGCCAACGAUCGAUCGGUGGAUGCGCGCUUGCGGAGCCGUGUAAUAGCUCAUCAUCGUCUGUGCCUGAUAAUUCCGUUACCUUCAGUGUCGGUUGCAUCGACAGUCUCGGUCAAUUAACCGUGGUGGUACGCCGAUGGAGUCCUGAUUAAUUAACUUCGUCGUCCCGUGCCUAUGUCCUCUCCGUUCUCUGGGAAACAAUCCCGAUGUACUUUCCCCGAUCGCGACCGCGGACGGAAGAGGAAAAGAAUAAAUUAAUUAACCACGAUGCGCGGUGCAAUCGACUCUUAGAUAUCAAGAGAAGAAAGAAACGAAUCGAGUAGCAAUUGCGAAGUUUGAUCAACAGUCAUCAAUAUCGAAAACAUCGAGGAUUAGAUCUUUUUUUUCUAUUCGAGUUAUCACGAAUCAUCGUAGAUGAUAUGCGUAUUAUAAAGCGAGCGUUUAAAUUGAACACUUCUGAGACAGGAUUCCCAAAACAAGCCGAGAACCAAGUUCUCGUGGAUAUCGACGGUCUCGCGAACUUCGACUCCCGCGAGUCGAGGUUGUCCGGUCACGCUCACUUGCUCUCGUCGCACGUAUAAUCGCAGCAUUGAAUGCGUCAAAACGUUCACCGCGUCGAGAUUCUCAUACGCUUAAAUGCACGACCGUCGAUCUCAGAGGUGGAUACCUGCGAUAUUCAACGACAAAUGAUACCGCAUACGCAUGCCAAUGUAACGAAUCAAAAGAAGUGGCACUUGAUCCGCUCGUGCUGUUUGAAAUGACGACGGCGGUGGCACACGUCGUCGAUGUGUUUCAUCCGGAAAAUGCUAACGAUCGUGCUUUCUACGAGAGGGUAGAACGAAAGGGAAAAGGAGAAAAAUAAAUAGAGAGGGAGAGAGAAGAGAAGAGAGAGCGAGUGUACUCGUAAAUUGCAUCGCAGUUUGAUCAGCGAUGUCGCAAAUCCGAGAAGCUUCGAAUCGCACCCGCGAGUUAUCAUCUUCACGGCGAAGAAGUUUUCACGAUCGACCGUGAUUUUACCUCCGUUAGAGCUGCGCGUAUCCCGCGCCCCGGGGCUUUCUCCGCGAUGAGUCCGAGCCAUGCGCCCCGACUCUAGUCUUAUAGAUGUUCAUCGGUGAAGUAACAUAUCUGCAACAUGGCAUUUCUAGUUAUUGUUAUAGUAGUCGUAGAGGAAAAAGUAAAUAAUAAGGAUGUUUGUUUUCGAAGAAUUUCUGCAUUAGUGCUAUAAAGUUAGAGCGAAACAAAUAUACUUUCUUUCGCUCGAACUUAUUGCAAUAGAAGUUGCUCGAAAACGAACAGACCUAAUGUACAAUCGUAUCGCACACAUCAUGGGCGGCAAAAGCCUACGGCGCGGCCUGUUGUUACGCCGAUGUUCUAUAAAUCGAGUCUCAAGUAUUUUCUACCACAUUCGUAAACUUGCUUCCGCUGCGUAUGCGCGCGUUCACACGGCUCACAUUCGAAGGAUAAUCGUUUUCCGAAUUGUUGCCGCGUUCGUUCCGUAGUUUGAACGACGAGCGGGGGCUGUCGCGCGGGUGAACCGGAAAGGGUGUGCGAUUGUUCGAUACUGCUUUAAUCGAGGAAAACGGGUGACUUAUCAAAUGUAAAUUUAAAUCGCAUAUUUUUACGGCAGAGAAGGAGUCUCACCUCGAGAACAGGUAUCCUCAGUAAAUCACAGUAAAUCGGAUCGUCCUAACGAGGAGGAGGACCACGAGGAGCGAAAAGCCUCCGAGACCAGCGUGAUAAAUCGCAUCAGUCGUUAAUUAAUCCGAUCGCGAGACGCACGAUCGCGCUGAGAGAGUAAUCUCCAGUUAGCGCAUCCUUUCCCAUUCACGGGCGUAGCCCGCGUCGUUUGCGUACCUGUUAUUCAGAGUCGGAUACCUUAUGCCGCUUAGGGUCUCUAAGUAAACGAAAUCGAUGUCUUCUGCGAGCUAAUGUAGUCGAAUGUAGGAAGUUCCUAGACUGUGUAAGAGAGAAUGAUCUAUCGUUUAUUAUCAUAUAACUGCAAUUAGAGCAACAGCGAUACUGUUUAGCAGCGACAUAGUACAAAGAACGACACGUCGUUAUGAAGAUGAACGAAGUCGUUACGAAGCGAAAUUCAUUCGCGGAUGCUUCAGAGAGAGAGAGAGAGAGAGAGAUAGAGAAAGAGACAAAUAGAUAGAAAGAAAUUUCUUCCACAGAGUCGCUACAAAUGUGUAUGAAAAGAGAGAGGAAAAAAAACGUUGUCUUCGUGUUAAUUAAGUUAACGACGCUCGCGAGUUGUCACGCUUACUCGAGAAACUUCAAUUGACGUUUGCUUACGAAAAAACGGGUGAUUCUGGCCGUUUUCAAAAGACCCCUGAAGAGUCCCUUCGGAACGAUAUAGAUCUUACAGAAUUUAUUUUUUACUUCGACUUCCACUUCCCGCGCUGGUCAUAUAAUGCAGCAAAUGUAAUGGAUGAAUCGUAAAAAAAAAAAAAACAAACAAACGUCAUAACACUUUAAGCGCUAGCUAGUCUGAUUUCGCAUCGAUCGAUCGGUGCGAGUCUUAUUUUUGUUGGUCUUCUAUUGGCCUAUUCCCCCCGUAGCUUUAAGGGCUGGUAGAGUGUAAAAGAAAAAAAACGAGAAUAAAGUUGUAACUUGCUAGUUAUUGUUCCUUA